ACAGUAUUACUGUAUAGUCUGUAUUAACUACGUGUGGGCUUGUCGUAAACAAUUAAUAUAUUUGCUUAAAAGAGUAUCAGAUGAGGAAACAUGAUAGAGUGACAGGGCAUUGUGAAUCGCAGCCUGAGCAUCUCCUCUUCUCCCUCGGAAGCUUAGCCAAGGAGCUGUCUUUUGGUGGUUGGAAAGGAGGGUUUCGACUUUCCCCUGAAUAUUUUCCCCCGGAAAGUUUGGGCCCGAUGGAGCUCCACCAGCUGACGACGAGCUGGUGGGACGAGGUCAACGAGUCCACCCAGUGGCAAGACAGAAUCUUUUAUACUCUCUGCGCUGCUUAUGCCCUCGUCUCCUCCGUUGCUCUGAUUCAAUUAAUAAGGAUUGAGUUGAGAGUCCCCGAAUAUGGCUGGACUACGCAGAAAGUUUUCCAUCUCAUGAAUUUUAUUGUUAAUGGAGUACGGGCGAUCGUGUUUGGGUUCCACAAACAAGUAUUCGUUUUGCAUCCCAAGAUUCUAACCUUGGUAUUACUGGAUCUGCCGGGACUUCUAUUUUUCUCUACCUACACACUUCUAGUCCUUUUCUGGGCAGAGAUAUAUCACCAGGCGAGAAGCUUGCCCACAGAUAAGCUCAGGAUUGUUUAUAUAACAGUGAACAGUGCAGUGUACUUCGUACAGGUUUGCAUCUGGGCAUACCUCUGGGUGAAUGACAACACGGUGGUGGAACUCAUUGGAAAAAUAUUUAUUGCAGUGGUGUCAUUCGUAGCUGCCUUAGGAUUCUUGCUGUAUGGAGGAAGGUUGUUCCUCAUGCUGAGACGCUUUCCCAUUGAAUCUAAGGGGAGAAGAAAGAAGCUUCACGAGGUUGGAUCUGUUACAGCUGUCUGUUUCACCUGCUUUCUUAUAAGAUGCUUUGUGGUUGUUUUAUCUGCUUUUGAUUCAGAUGCCUCGCUUGACGUAUUGAAUCAUCCAAUUUUGAACUUUAUCUACUACAUGCUUGUUGAGAUCCUACCUUCAGCCCUUGUGCUUUACAUCCUGCGCAAGUUGCCUCCAAAGAGAAUUUCAGCCCAAUAUCACCCCAUCCAUUAGCUACAAUGCUUAUUCAAUGUUUUUAUUUUUUUUCCAAAACAAAUGAUCAUUGGGUAUGAAAGUUGAGGUGCUAUUGAAGGUGUUGAAGACAAGAAGAAUCCUAAAACUUAUCCGGAUGUCUCAUUCUGGUCUAGCUCUGUGCCAGCAAUUUUUACCAGUUGCAUGUCGCGAAGCCGAUUUCAUCUUGUUGAAGAGGAUAUACUCAAAUUGAUUUCUUCAUGGAUCUUGUGAUUUAAAGAAUCUGUUCAUGGCGUAUGCAGGUUAUUUGUUGAAGUCGUUGGUAGAAGGAAAAUUUUGUAUCCAAGUCAUUUUAAGAAUUUGACACUGGUUGAUACUGAAAUGUAUGCAUUUUACUAUUUUAGUCCUGUAAUUAUGGCUUUGGUGGUAUGCCAUUCUACACGAUGUUGAACCUGUCUAAUGGUUAUGUAGCUGUCUAGCUUUCUGCUUGGAGUUUGCAAAUUUCCGUUUUGUUGUA
Molecule: messenger RNA, 1548 nt
Organism: Tripterygium wilfordii
Lineage: Eukaryota; Viridiplantae; Streptophyta; Magnoliopsida; Celastrales; Celastraceae
Product: tobamovirus multiplication protein 1
Exons: 12
Coding region: 81-1073 (330 amino acids)
Cellular component (GO): plant-type vacuole membrane
Source: RefSeq, a predicted model, not a curated record